UACCAUGACCACCCACUCUGCUCCAAGUCUCUGUGGCUCAGCGAGGGACAAGGCAGAGCUCUUCAGGGAACGCUACACACUCCUACAGCAGCGUACACAUCGGCAUGAGCUCUUCACCCCACCUGUAAUAGGGACCGGGACGCUGCAGAAGGAAGUAGGAACACAUUUCAGCUUAAGACUGUUGAAGCACUUUUAGGUAGUACGGCUAAGCUACGAGAGGUCAUUGUCUUGGGGAUGGUCACACAGCUUAAAGAGGUGAUCAUGGCAGAAAUGGAGGACAAUGCUGACCGCUUGCCUGUUGAGGAGGAAGACGAGGAGUCCGAGAGAGAUGAAGAGGAGAGAGAAUUUGACUGGGUGGGGGAUGAGGCUGAUGAACUCGAUGAGGAUGCAGUUCUUCUGGACACUGAAGAGCCCUUUGAGUUGGACCAGCCAGCUGAGCGCAGUGGCCACAUAGCAGUGGUGGAUGGCCACUGCAUGUAUGUUUGGGGAGGAUAUAAGAAUUCCCAGACCACUGGCUUCAUUGACUUAUACUUGCCAAAGAAUGAAAUCUGGAUAUACAACAUGGAGACAGAACAAUGGAAGAAGCAGAUGGCGGGGGGUAACCUUCAUGCCGCCAUGUCUGGCAGCUGUGGAGUGUGUGUGGACGGCGUCCUCUAUCUGUUUGGAGGCCACCAUGCCAGAGGAAACACUAACCGGGUCUUUCGGCUCCCUCUCCGAACACCUCUCCUCUGCUGGGAGGAGAUGAAGGAUCUUAAGGGCCUGGCCCCGUCCUGCAAGGACAAACUGGGCUGCUGGGUUCACAAGAAUAGGCUAGUAUUCUUCGGGGGCUAUGGAUAUAUGGCACAAGGAGCUCACAGAGGGACAUUUGAAUACGAUGAAACUUCAUUCGUGGGAGAUAAUCUGGGGCGGGGCUGGAACAACCACAUUCACAUCCUGGACCUGGAGAUGUCCACCUGGAGCCAGCCAGUCACCAAGGGUAAUGCCCCAUCUCCCCGGGCAGCACAUGCCUGUGCCAAGGUGGGCAACCGAGGCUAUGUGUUUGGGGGGCGUUACAGGGAUUACCGCCUGAACGACUUGUACUACAUCAACAUGGAUUCCUGGGAGUGGCAUGAAAUGAGUGUUCCUCAGCAGGGUCCUGUGGGACGCUCAUGGCACUCCCUCACCCCCGUGUCACCUGAUCACAUCUUCCUGUUCGGAGGCUUCACAACAUAUAGAGAGACACUGAGUGACGCUUGGCUGUACUGCAUCAGCAAGAACGAGUGGCAGCAGUACAAGCACAAUCAUACACAGAGCCCCAGGCUCUGGCACACGGCCUGUUCCGGUUCUGAUGGGGAGGUGUUUGUGUUUGGCGGUUGUGCCAAUAACCUGCUGUCCCAUCAGCGAGCAGCUCACAGCAAAGAGUUGCUGGUGUUCACGGUUCAACCCAAGUCACUUGUCUGGUUCUGUAUGGAAGCAGCAUUGCAGCACAGAGAGUUACUGGCUGCGUCAUGGAACUGCCUGCCUAAACACUUGCUACACAGUCUCAAACAGAGGAUGGGAGGCAUCAACGCACUGGGGUCAUGAGGCAUAUACCACCACAUUCUAUGGGAUGCCGGGGUGUGUGUGGACAGCCAUGGCCUUGGUGCUAGCUGAACAAAGAGGAUGGCUCAACCCAUCUUGUCACGAGUGGAAUUAAUUUAGUGAAAAAAAACGUAGGCUUUUGAUGGGAGUGGGUUUGGCCAAUCAGCAAGCAUGGCAACAUUCAUUAUCCUUACGUGUGAAUUUGUCAUGCCAGUGUUCGAACAUGUAUAUUUUUUUAAAGUGAAAGUACCAUGUUCAGUCCUGCUGGAAAGGUGUUAUUCCUUUGACCAUGUUAGUCAGAAGAGGCUCGUGUAGUAUUUUGUCUGUUUUUAAUCAGGUAAUAAUACCAGUUGCACUGAAGUUACCACAAAAAGUUACUCAUUUUGUAUUAUUUGCACAAGUUUCAUUAUAAAAACCUUAAUUUUGAAUCAAGAAAAAAUAAAUGUCAGAUUUUGUUCUGAGAUUUUGCAUUGCUUUCCCCCUCCGUCAUCUCGUCCAGGAAAAUGAAUGCGUCGGUGCACAAGCUUUUCCUGUCAUCCAAGUCCUAUUAAGGGUGGGGUUAACUCAUUGUUUUGUGAAGAAAGCCCAUGUCGACUAAAUUGUAUAGGUCUAUUUCUUCUUGGCUGCCAUUAGGUUAGGUGCUGAUACUUUAACUUUGCCUGGGAUGUUUCUUGAUAAAUCUGUAUCCUGAAAUGAGAAAAGGAUGGUUGUUGUUUUGUGCUAAGGUGCUUACAUAUUCCAGAAUGUCAAAUUGAUUAUAUAUAUGUGUAAAUGGCAGGUUAGACAUCUUUCAGCAAAAUCACUUGUAGUAUUUGGACGCUCCAAAAACAUCCGUUUAGAAAUGGCAAAGCUCUCAGUAUAGUGAUGCAAGUCUUAAGAUGUUGUACGCAAUGUUAUAUUCCCUUUUGGCGACUCUAAAUUUCCCUGUCCAGCUGUUCAAUUCUGUGUAGCCUGCUGCUAGUUAAAUGCCAAAGUAAAGGAAUCACCAACUUAGUCAUCAUAGGGCGUUGGCCACCACGAGCCGCUUCUAUGCCCCUUGGCAUAGAUUCUACAACUGUCUGUAAAUAUACUUUGUAUUCCUCAUUUACUCAGAUGUUGUGGAUAAAGUUUGGAAUGACACAAUUUCAUGUGUCAUUCCAACAUCUAAAGACCUGCAUCGCUUUGCUGUUUCUAAAAGGACGUAUUUGGAGCCUGUGUUCAUAUUUUUCGGAAGUGAUUAGCUGUUUGGGGUUUCUCAAAAAUGUGAAAUCACAAAAGAUGUGUUAUAGAAUGUUAUAGAAAUAACUCAAGGGCACACUGACCUAGUUGGCUCGUGAGUUCGAACCAGCAACCUUUUGGUUACUGGUCAAACACUAGGCUUACGUGCCGUUCAGUAGUCUCAAAAUGGGUGAGGUACUAUCUGAACUCUGUCCAAUAAAAAUAACUUGUUUUCCUACGGUGCACCCUAAUGAACAAGAUACAGGUAUGUGGAUCCGCCUUACCUUGACACUGCGAAACAGGUCCUUCUCUCUGGUCGAAGCCUCCCUGGCCUUCAUGAAGCUGAAUACUGCAGUGCGGGCAGCUGGGAGGACAAAAUAUAGAUAGAUACAGAAUUUCCUAGGAUCCAGCCAUAUCAUUUAUAAUACUAGAUAAGAGAUGGAGACCUGCACACUGUCAAAAAAAGUAACAAAUCCAUUUAAGCCUCAGUUUUGGAUUUAUUCCUUUUUUUGUUACUGUGCGGGUCUCUACCUCUUCCAGUAUUCUUAUUGACUCCUAUGCACCUGGAACAGACACUAUUCAGUAGUAAGGACCUUAAAAGACGCAAGUGCUGAGCGAUUAGUGCUUUUUGAGGUUGUUUUGGUUUAUAAAAAGAAUCAUACAGAUCUGUUUUGAACACUGAAACAAUUAAUAAAAGUCCCAUGAAGGUA
Messenger RNA from Salvelinus fontinalis (brook trout), 3467 nucleotides. RefSeq names its product kelch domain-containing protein 2-like. Gene Ontology annotation, molecular function: protein binding. Bases 235 to 1563 code for a protein of 442 amino acids. The transcript has 16 exons. Lineage: Eukaryota; Metazoa; Chordata; Actinopteri; Salmoniformes; Salmonidae. The record is from RefSeq and is a predicted model, not a curated record.